Molecule: messenger RNA, 3408 nt
Organism: Somion occarium
Lineage: Eukaryota; Fungi; Basidiomycota; Agaricomycetes; Polyporales; Cerrenaceae
Source: the annotation of a GenBank genome assembly
GAACCUGCGACAUCUGGACUUUGCCUACGCGAGAAGAUCGGGUAGCGUUGCCGAAGAUCUUAUCUUAUCUUGCUUUUCUCUGCAUUCCGUUUCUAUUCUGCAAAAAGCAACGCGAUGUGACUUGGAUAAGAGUCAACUUGGAUGAGAUUAUCCAUCCGAGUCACUUCCCUUCAUACCCCUACCAGUACUAGAGUCAACUACUGGUCCUCUGCCCUACGAGUCCGCCUAAAACACACCAUGGCCGAUCAUAGCUCCUCCACCGCUUGGCCCGCGAAGAAAGUACGGGAGACAUUCUUUGAAUACUUCAGAUCGAAAGGACACACCUUCGUACCUUCGAGUUCGACUAUCCCGUAUGAGGACCCUACGCUUCUUUUCGCCAAUGCUGGUAUGAACCAGUUCAAAUCGAUUUUCUUGGGAACCGUCGAUCCCCAUUCCGACCUUUCCAAGGUUAAACGUGCAUUCAACAGUCAGAAGUGUAUACGUGCGGGUGGAAAGCACAAUGAUCUCGAAGAUGUCGGGAAGGACUCAUAUCACCACACAUUUUUCGAGAUGCUCGGAAACUGGUCAUUUGGUGACUACUUCAAGAAAGAAGCUAUCACCUACUCGUGGGAGCUCUUGACCGAAGUUUAUGGACUACCGAAGGACCAACUUUAUGUGUCAUACUUCGGUGGAGAUCCUCAAACUGGUCUUGAGCCUGACUUGGAGGCCAAACAACUUUGGAUUGAUCAGGGUGUCCCUGAGAGUCACGUCUUGCCAGGAAGCCUGAAGGACAACUUCUGGGAGAUGGGAGCUACCGGGCCUUGUGGACCGUGCAGUGAAAUUCACUACGAUCACAUUGGUGGUCGAGAAGCUGCACAUCUUGUCAACCAGGAUGACCCUCUUGUCGUAGAAGUCUGGAACAACGUUUUCAUUCAAUUCAACCGAGAAGAUGAUGGUACUCUCAGACCCCUUCCCUCUAAACAUGUCGAUACUGGUAUGGGUUAUGAACGUCUAGUCAGCGCUCUUCAAACGAAGCAUUCGAACUACGACACCGACGUUUUCUCACCGAUCUUCACUCGCAUCCAGGAGUUGACCGGUGUUCGUCCGUAUGAAGGCAAGUUCGGCGAGGAGGAUGUAGAUGGCAUCGACACCGCGUACCGUGUUGUUGCUGAUCAUGUUCGAACGUUAACGUUUGCAUUGAGCGAUGGUGGUGUUCCGAAUAACGUGGGUCGUGGGUAUGUCUUGAGAAGAAUUCUGCGACGAGGUGCACGGUAUGCUAGAAAGAAGCUUGGUGUCACCAUUGGCUCCUUCUUCUCCUCACUCAUGCCUGUCGUGAUCGAGCAGAUGGGAGAUGUCUUCCCAGAGCUGAUGAAACGGCCCGACGAAGUCAAGGAACUGCUUGACGAGGAAGAAGUCUCGUUCGCUCGAACUCUCGAUCGCGGAGAGAAGAUGUUCGAUCAAUACGCGUCUCGUGCUAAGAACCAGGGAAAUCGUUUGUCUGGCAAGGACGUCUGGCGACUCUACGAUACUUACGGAUUUCCUGUCGAUUUGACUCGUCUAAUGGCUGACGAACUUAGAUUGACAUUUGACGACAAGGAGUUCGAGGAGGCUCAGGCAGCUUCGAAGGAGGCAAGUAAAGUCCAAAAGAAGGAUACUAAGGAUGCUGUGAAACUCGAUGUUCACGAUAUCGCCGCUCUCGAGAAGAACGCUGCUGUACCCAAGACGGACGACUCUGCGAAAUACGGCCUGGGCAAUGUCGACUCCAAGAUUGUUGCAGUAUACCACAACAAAUCUUUCCUCCAGACCACUUCCGUAAUUCCGGAGGACGUCACAUUCGGUAUUCUUCUUGAUCGUUCGAGCUUCUAUGCAGAGUCUGGAGGUCAGGAAUACGACACUGGCAGCAUCGUCAUCGAUGGGGAAGCAGAAUUUGAGGUCACCAAUGUGCAAGUGUUCAACGGCUAUGUGCUUCAUAUUGGUCAGAUGAAGUAUGGUUCCCUGAAAGUUGGUGACGAAGUUGUAUCUUCUUACGAUGAGCUUCGUCGUUGGCCUAUUCGCAACAAUCAUACUGCUACACACAUCCUCAACUUCGCACUUAGAGAGAUCCUAGGUGAUCACAUUGAUCAAAAAGGAUCUCUUGUCGCACCGACCAAGCUUCGAUUUGAUUUCUCGCAUAAGGCUCAAGUCUCUAAUCCCGACUUGAUCAAAAUUGAAUCACUGAGCCAAGAUUGGAUUCGUCAUAACGUCAACGUGUACAGCAAGGAGCUUGAUCUUCGUGUGGCACAGAAAAUCCCCGGUCUGCGUGCAGUCUUCGGGGAGUCGUAUCCUGAUCCCGUCCGUGUCGUUACACUGGAAUUCGAUGUUGAGGAUAUUGCUCGCGAUAUCGAGAACUCCAAGUGGCGUCAAACCAGUGUUGAGUUCUGUGGUGGAACUCACGUCGCCAAGACCGGUGAAAUAAAGGACUUUGUCAUCACAGAAGAAUCUGGUAUUGCCAAGGGUAUUCGAAGAAUUAUUGCGGUGACUGGUAACGAGGCGAAAGAAGUCAGACGGGUAGGUGAGGCCCUGAAGGCUAAGUUAGACUAUAUCGAUACCCUGGAUGGAAAGGAAAAGGAUGCGGCUUUGAAGGCUUACACGGUGGAACUUAAUCAGGCCGAUAUAUCCCUGUUGCAGAAGAAGGACCUUCAGGAUCGUUUGUCGACAACUCGGAAAGCCUUCGACAAGUCGGUGAAGGAGAAGGAGGCUGCUGCAAAUAAAGCCGCUGCGGAUGGCCUGCUGCAAUUCUUCAAAGAACAUCCGAACGAUGAUGCGUACUUUGCCAUCUUAGACGUGGAGGGCAAUGCCAAGGCUCUGCAAAAUGUUGCUCUUCAGGCGAAGAAGCUUAGCAAGAGCACCUAUGUCUUCAGCGUCGACUCACAGAAUGGAAAGGUCGCACAUGUCAACGCCGUGUCGAGCCAUGCCAAAUCCAAGGGCGUCGAUGCACGUGAAUGGGCUAAUGCGGUUGUCCAGGUUGUUGGUGGCAAGGUUAGCCGGAGGCAAAGAGGACGGCGCGCAGGGGGUCGGUGUUGAAGUCUCGAAAGUAGAAGACGCUCUCAAAGCUGCUAGAGAUUACUAUUCGCAAUGGGUCUAGAUGCAUCGCUUAUCUGAUACCUUGUAUUCUAUCUGCUGCAAUGAAUUCAUUCAACAGUUUGGGUUAAGAUAGAAACUAAGAAAACAAGAAGGUCAGAAAACACGUAGCAGAGGGUUAAGAUUCUAUCUCUUCUGUGCAGUCUUUUUGAUUACCGGCUGAGAUUGCAUUGAAUAAAACUGGUACAAAAUGUAGGUGGAUCUUGGAUGUCUAGCUGCUAGCUAUCCUGAGCAUGAUCUUAUAUCACUGAGGAUAAGAGUCUGUUCUGAUUGCUUCUAUUCUUGGUCUAGAAUAACAAUCAUCUGGAU